Molecule: messenger RNA, 2612 nt
Organism: Halteromyces radiatus
Lineage: Eukaryota; Fungi; Mucoromycota; Mucoromycetes; Mucorales; Cunninghamellaceae
Exons: 10
Coding region: 76-2565 (829 amino acids)
Molecular function (GO): protein binding
Source: RefSeq, a predicted model, not a curated record
CUCCUUUCCCUCUAUCUCUAUCUUUCUCUCUUUCUCUCUCUUUUUUUUUUCUUCUUCUCCAUCACUUGGUUGACAAUGACUUCCUCGAUUUCCCUUGACCCUCCUUUUGCUUAUAAUCCAGGAUGCAAACCAACAAAAAGUAUUCUAAAACAGCGAGCAACGACUACCUCUACAUCUUGGCUUGCAAGAUUAUCCUCUACCGAUAUCUUCCCGCCACCUCAAACACCAAUACCAUCACAACAACAGCAACAACGCUCGUUUAGUCUUUUCCGGAAAUUGAUCAAUAGUACUUCUAAUGCUACAACCAUACAAAACUCAUCACCGGUAUCAACAAAUACGACUCCUUCUGUCAAUAGUCCAACUGAAAUAGAUGAAUUAUCAUCUGCCGAACUGAAACGUGUGCGAUUCUCUGUCAACAAGCUGACCACCGAAUACUUUCCUUAUUCCACUGAUGACAAUGAAGAUAACAACAAUCCUGUUACCAAUAAUACCGAAAUUACAACAUCUCCUAUUCCCACCACAACGUCUGACAAAACUGAUACGACACAUACAACCGAAAUGACAACUCCCGAAAAAGUAUUAUCAUAUUAUGAAACAGCCUGUAAAAAUAAAGAGGAACCCCUAUUGGACGCAUUUACGUUUUCUUUAUUGUCUCAUCCACAAACUUCUAUCUUGACACAUAUCGAUUUGUCUAAUCAAGAACUCAAUCGACGAUCCGUGGAACCUUUUGCUGAUGUGCUAUGUCUUGAUCUUGGAUUGGAAAAACUAACACUAAGAAAUUGCCAGUUGGAGGAUGAAAGCUUGAAGGUGAUUCUACAUAGCUUACUAGUCGUUAAUCAAUUGAAACAUUUAGAUCUCUCGGACAACAAAAAGAUUCAGACGAAUGGAUUUAAAUAUAUAUCGAUCUAUAUCAAGGAAGCAUCUACUUUGGAAGUUCUGGAUCUGUCUGGUACAAAUCCUGACAAGAAAUCUAUCAACUACAUUUCUCAGGCACUCUCUCAUGCAUCAACACGAACGACAACAUCUAGCUUGAGUAAUUCCGGAUUACGAAAAUUGAUAAUGAAUACUUGCAACUUGCGACAAACUCACCUAGAAAGCUUGGGGAAUGCUAUUCGAAGAUCAUCAUUAUUAUAUUUAUCUUUAUGCAAUAAUCGUAUUAAUCAACAAGGCGCUAUCUAUAUUGGUGUUAUGCUUCGAGAUUAUGAUGAUCCUGUUACUCAAACGAAUGGAAACAUACAAAGUCUUCGUGGAUUACAACAUUUAGUACUAGAUUACAACGAUCUUAGACAAGGUGUACAGUAUAUAGCUCAGGCAUUACGAAGGAAUCAAAGUUUACGAUCUCUAUCUAUGACGGAUUGCAAAUUGGAUACACAGUGCUGUGUCUCAGUUGCAGAAGCAUUGAAAUACAACCAGUCUCUUGAAAUUCUCUCAUUAUCCUCAAAUCCACUCUGCAAUGAGCAACAACUAGAAGGGAUUAUUUCUUUGAAGCAAUCACUAUAUUGCAAUCACUCUUUAUCUGAACUGAAUCUGGCUGAUACUGGACUUGGCUCUGAAGCGGCUGUACAAUUGGCUGAAUGUCUUCCAGAAAAUACCAAAUUAGCCAGGCUCGAUCUUUCCAGAAAUUCAAGCAUUGAUUUGACUGGCUUGAUGGCUCUGAUGUCCGGAUUACAAAUGAAUUCAACUUUAGUCUUUUUGGAUGUGAAUAUACCUGCGAAAAAUCGUGAUAUGGUCAAGGUACAGAGCGAAAUGGCAGCUUUAUGUACACGGAAUGCACAAGUCGUUGAUAAUAAUAAUAAUAAUAAUAAUGUAUCACGUACUCCUUCACUCAACUCAAUUGAUACCAAUCACUCAUCCAUUACUACAACUCAUGCGACGGCAAGACUUACUUUACAAGAAAGACUGGCCGCAGUGACCAAGGGAAAGAAUUCUAGAGCUAAUUCCAUUCGAUCCAUGAACUCUGUAGAAAAUUUACGACCAACAUCAUCACCAGUAUCAAGAUCAACGCCAGAAGUGCCUAGUAGAAAUAGAAAGGUGCAAACGAAUUUUGAUGUGGAAAUGAGUCAAGUUGGAUUACUUGAAGAAAUGCUUCAAGCUGAAGAAUCAACAGAAGAAACACAAGAUGACAAUGAUAUUCGACGCCCUAACGACGCUAUUGUACAAGUAUAUCUUCAAUGCAGAAAAGGCCUUCUCAAUUUGAACAACAGUAUACCUCAACUCAUGGACAGUGAUCAUCUAAUGGAUCUUUUGGGAUUGAACGACCGCCUGACUUCAGCUAUUGCUAAUUAUGAAGAAACCUUCAACAAACCACCAAGGAUGCCAAACCGACCUACCAAAACGACGCAAUCGCCCAUUGACAACAGUAAUUCCAUUGACAAAGAGCGAUCUGAGUCCCCUUUUGAAAUAGGUGAAGAUGAUGAAGAAGAAGAGGAACAAGACGACGUGGAUGAUUCAAACGUAUUAAAUGAAACGGACAGCAAGGAUAUUCAUGAAUUACGAAAGGAAAAAGAAGUGGAAGAAGGGACUGCUUUCAAGCAUGCCAAGGAUACAGAGGAUACCAUAUUAUGAUAGGAUAAUAUAUGCUUUGUAGUUAAUUCUUUUUAUUUAUUUGAAAU